UUUUGUGAGGAGGGAGAGAGAGGGAUAACUAAGGAAUCAUUCAAUUCAAUCUGCGCACAAAGCUGAGAUAAAAUCGAGGAAAUCGUCGCGAGAGUGAUGCAUUGAAAUCGACCAACUUCCGUUACCAUAAUGAUGCGCAGACGAAUGAGACGAAUCGCCUGCUGAGUUCCACGCAUCAUGGCGACGCUCAGCUGGUAGUGAGUAGUGAGUCUGCUGCUGCUGAUCAGUAAUCAGUGAGGGGUAUGUGACGGCUGUGCUUGGACAACUAUUGCGACGGCAUCGUUACACCUCGAUCACGUUUGCCGAGCAUCAAGUCAUCGGUGGAUGUUGUCGCGCCGCGACGAGCGGCGAUACAGGUGAAAUGGCAAGCAGCACGGUCGUCAAAUGUGCGUCAAAAAUCGCUGUCGCGCUGUCGCCGUCGUCACCGUGUCUUCACGGAAGCCUGUAAUCGCUCGCGCGGAACGAGAGAGCGGGAUCGCGAUCUGGAGUAGACGUGCGAAUGCGACGUGUGAGCGAUCUGCAAAGCUGACAGCUCGCCGCCAGUGAGAGAGAAAGAGAGAGAGAGAGAGAGAGAAACAGACAAAGAGAGAGAGAGAGAAAGAGAGAACCAUGGGCAACUGCUUGAAACGCGCCACCGGCAACCAACAGGACAAUACCACUCUCCUGAGCAAUAAUCCCGAACCCAAUGUAUCCACAAGCGGAUCUUCGCAGGAGGGUCUUGGACCACCAAUCCCCUACAACGUAAUUCACCAAGCAGCUUAUUAUCCGUCGAUCGCUACGAGGGAACGUCAUUUACAAUCUACCAACUUGCAUAUUGGUCGUGGGAUCGGAGUCAAUUUAGUACAGACUACUGGCUCUGCCGGUUUGAGCGAAGAGGAACAACAAGUGAGAAUUGCGAAACGUAUAGGACUGAUACAGCAUUUGCCGAUGCGGGAGUACGACGGUGCUAAAAAGGGCGAGUGCGUGAUAUGCAUGAUGGAGCUGCAGGCGGGCGAAGAAGUGCGCUAUUUACCCUGCAUGCACACCUACCACGCGGUCUGCAUCGACGACUGGUUGCUGCGCUCGCUGACAUGUCCGUCAUGUAUGGAGCCGGUGGACGCGGCACUAAUUAGCUCAUAUCAUCCGACUACUUAAUACAGGAGUGACGGAAAUUUUCAUCGGUUUAGCCGAACGGCAAAUCGCGAUUAAAUUAUCAGGCUAAACACGAAGCGCAACUAAAGUGGGAGCGAGAAAAAUAGAGAAAGUCACUACUUUUGCUAUAGAACGUAUAAAGGCUUCUGGGUAGUAGAGAGAUCACGUGUUAAUGAUCCGAUUGUAUUUCGCAGUUACACGAUAUAUACAUGCGCGCGCGUGCUGUUUAAUAUAAUAAUCUCUACCACAAAGAACACACUUUCCCUAUAAAUUCGCAAAUAUUUUGUUUUUUUUUUUUUAGCUCAUUUCCUAUGAGAAGGAGAACGAGAAUUGAUUUUAAUUAAAUCCUAGUAAACACAUCACGAUUCCGAAAUUCUUUUUCGUAGACGAAUUUUAAUUAUAUUAUUUGUAUAUUGAUUUUUCAAUUAAAAAAAGAAGAUGAAGAGGCGGCUCGAUGUAAAAGUGCAAUAAAACGUUGAGUAUAAGCCUCGUGUGCACCGAUAGGUAUAGUCGAAACAAUAAGUAUA
Molecule: messenger RNA, 1658 nt
Organism: Acromyrmex echinatior (Panamanian leafcutter ant)
Lineage: Eukaryota; Metazoa; Arthropoda; Insecta; Hymenoptera; Formicidae
Gene: Rnf11
Product: Ring finger protein 11
Biological process (GO): ubiquitin-dependent protein catabolic process
Cellular component (GO): ubiquitin ligase complex
Molecular function (GO): ubiquitin protein ligase activity
Source: RefSeq, a predicted model, not a curated record